CGCGACUUUCCACGUCCCCCAGCGUCGCAUCCGCCGCCCAGUCCCUUCUCCGUGGAGAAGCUCCUUGCUCCUGGGAAGCACCGCUGCCCGCUCCCAGCAGGUCCUUUCUGCCCCGAACCCGCGCCGCAGGGAAGAGCGGGGCAAACGAAACGAAUAGAACCAUGGCAACUCCCUCUGCUGCCUUCGAGGCCCUUAUGAAUGGAGUGACAAGCUGGGAUGUCCCUGAAGAUGCCAUCCCAUGUGAACUGCUUCUUAUUGGAGAGGCCUCAUUUCCAGUGAUGGUGAAUGACAUGGGCCAGGUGCUCAUCGCUGCCUCCUCCUAUGGCCGAGGCCGCCUGGUGGUCGUGUCCCAUGAGGACUACUUGGCAGAGACCCAGCUCACUCCCUUUCUCCUCAAUGCAGUGGGGUGGCUUUGUUCUUCCCCCGGGGCUCCCAUUGGUGUACACCCAUCCCUGGCACCUUUGGCCAAAAUCCUUGAGGGCUCCGGAGUGGAGGCAAAGAUUGAGCCAGAAGUGAAAGACUCCCUAGGGGUUUACUGUAUCGAUGCCUAUAAUGAAACCAUGACUGAAAAGCUGGUCCAGUUUAUGAAACGCGGAGGGGGCUUGCUCAUAGGAGGCCAGGCCUGGGAUUGGGCCAACCAGGGCGAAGAUGAAAGGGUACUAUUCACGUUCCCUGGGAACCUCGUGACCAGUGUGGCUGGUGUGUACUUCACUGACAACAAAGGGGACACAAGUUUCUUUAAAGUCUCCAAGAAGAUGCCCAAGAUCCCAGUCUUAGUUAGUUGUGAAGAUGACCUCUCCGAGGACAGAGAGGAGCUCCUGCAUGGGAUUUCAGAGCUGGACAUCAGCAACUCGGAUUGUUUCCCAUCUCAGCUGCUAGUGCAUGGGGCUUUAGCCUUCCCCCUGGGGUUAGAUUCCUACCAUGGCUGUGUCAUAGCGGCUGCCCGCUAUGGCCGGGGCCGGGUGGUUGUGACUGGCCAUAAGGUAUUAUUCACUGUUGGUAAACUGGGCCCCUUUCUGCUCAAUGCUGUACGCUGGCUGGAUGGGGGCCGUAGAGGCAAGAUCGUGGUGCAGACAGAGCUGAGAACACUGAGUGGCCUGCUUGCUGUGGGGGGCAUAGACACCAGCAUUGAACCCAAUCUGACCAGUGAUGCAAGUGUCUAUUGCUUUGAACCCAUGAGUGAAGUGGGGGUCAAAGAGCUGCAGGAGUUUGUAGCAGAGGGUGGGGGACUAUUUGUUGGAGCCCAAGCCUGGUGGUGGGCCUUCAAGAACCCAGGAGUAUCCCCUUUGGCUCGAUUCCCAGGAAACCUCCUCCUCAACCCCUUUGGCAUCAGCAUCACAAGCCAAAGCCUCAACCCAGGGCCCUUUCGUACUCCUAAAGCAGGGAUAAGGACCUAUCACUUCCGCUCCACCCUGGCCGAGUUCCAGGUUAUAAUGGGCAGAAAGAGAGGAAAUGUGGAAAAGGGCUGGUUGGCAAAGCUAGGCCCUGAUGGCGCAGCUUUCCUUCAGAUUCCCGCGGAAGAGAUCCCUGCCUACAUGUCUGUGCACCGGCUCCUGCGGAAGCUGCUAAGUCGGUAUCGGCUCCCAGUAGCCACCCGAGAGAACCCUGUUAUCAAUGACUGCUGCAGGGGUGCUAUGCUUUCCCUGGCCACAGGUCUGGCCCACUCUGGAAGUGACCUCUCUCUGCUAGUCCCAGAAAUUGAAGAUAUGUACAGCAGCCCCUAUCUGCGCCCCUCAGAAUCUCCUAUCACCGUCGAGGUCAACUGCACCAAUCCAGGCACCAGAUACUGCUGGAUGAGUACCGGGCUUUACAUACCUUCAAGGCAGAUCAUAGAAGUCUCCUUGCCUGAAGCUGCUGCCUCUGCCGACCUGAAGAUACAGAUUGGCUGCCACACGGACGACCUGACCAGGGCCAGCAAGCUGUUCCGAGGCCCCCUUGUGAUCAACCGAUGCUGCCUGGACAAACCCACAAAAUCCAUCACCUGCCUCUGGGGCGGCCUUCUCUAUAUCAUCGUGCCUCAGAGCAGCAAACUGGGUUCUGUGCCCAUCACCGUGAAGGGGGCCGUGCAUGCUCCCUUCUAUAAGCUGGGAGAGACAUCCCAGGAGGAGUGGAAGAGGCGCAUCCAGGAGAACCCAGGACCCUGGGGAGAGCUGGCCACGGACAACAUCAUCCUGACGGUGCCGACCGCAAACCUCCGUACUCUGGAGAACCCAGAGCCACUGCUCCGCCUCUGGGAUGAGGUGAUGCAGGCCGUGGCCCGACUGGGAGCCGAGCCCUUCCCUUUGCGUCUGCCUCAGAGGAUUGUUGCUGACGUGCAGAUCUCAGUUGGCUGGAUGCAUGCAGGGUACCCCAUCAUGUGCCAUCUGGAGUCAGUGCAGGAGCUCAUCAAUGAGAAGCUCAUCAGAACCAAGGGGCUGUGGGGCCCUGUCCACGAGCUGGGCCGCAACCAGCAGCGGCAGGAGUGGGAGUUCCCACCACACACCACCGAGGCCACCUGCAACCUGUGGUGUGUUUAUGUGCAUGAAACAGUCUUGGGCAUCCCUCGAGCCCGUGCCAAUAUUGCCCUGUGGCCCCCAGUGCGAGAAAAGAGAGUCAGAAUCUACCUGAGCAAGGGUCCCAAUCUGAAAAACUGGAAUGCGUGGACCGCACUGGAAACGUAUUUACAGCUACAGGAGGCCUUUGGGUGGGAGCCCUUCAUCCGUCUCUUCACUGAGUAUAGGAACCAGACCAACUUGCCCACAGACAAUGUCGACAAAAUGAAUCUGUGGGUCAAGAUGUUCUCCCACCAAGUGCAGAAGAACCUGGCUCCGUUCUUUGAGGCCUGGGCCUGGCCUAUCCAGAAGGAAGUGGCUACCAGCCUGGCCUAUCUGCCUGAAUGGAAGGAAAAUAUUAUGAAAUUAUACCUCCUCACACAGAUGUAAGGAGUGCCCAUCGAGGUGGCAGGUAGAGAGGUUUGGGGAGGUA
Molecule: messenger RNA, 2964 nt
Organism: Propithecus coquereli (Coquerel's sifaka)
Lineage: Eukaryota; Metazoa; Chordata; Mammalia; Primates; Indriidae
Gene: TCAF1
Product: TRPM8 channel-associated factor 1
Exons: 8
Coding region: 162-2921 (919 amino acids)
Biological process (GO): positive regulation of anion channel activity
Source: RefSeq, a predicted model, not a curated record